Molecule: messenger RNA, 1787 nt
Organism: Osmerus eperlanus (European smelt)
Lineage: Eukaryota; Metazoa; Chordata; Actinopteri; Osmeriformes; Osmeridae
Gene: rxrgb
Product: retinoid X receptor, gamma b
Biological process (GO): response to retinoic acid; retinoic acid receptor signaling pathway; anatomical structure development
Cellular component (GO): nucleus
Molecular function (GO): nuclear steroid receptor activity; nuclear receptor activity; zinc ion binding
Source: RefSeq, a predicted model, not a curated record
AUGUGGCAUCCCAUGGCAUCACACAGCGGUGGGAAGCCAGGCAGGGAGCCUGGCUACGGCCACUACUCCUCAGGGCCAAUGAACACAGCCCACUCCCACCACCAGCCAAUGGGACGGGUGGGACAUCCCUCUGUCAUCAGCACGUCCAGGCCUCUCCCGCCCCCCAUGAGCACCCUGGGCUCCCCCAUGAACGGCCUGGCGUCGCCGUACUCCGUCAUCACGUCCUCGCUGGGCUCGCCGUCUAUCUCGCUCCCCUCCACACCCGGGAUGAACUUCGGCGCGCUCAACAGCCCUCCGGUGAGAGACUGCAUGAUGAACUCCAUGAACAGUGUCAGCAGUUCAGAGGACAUCAAGCCCCCCCCGGGCCUGCAGUCCAUGGGGAACAUCAACUACCAGUGCACCAGCCCGGGAGGCAUGUCCAAACACAUCUGCGCCAUCUGUGGAGACCGCUCCUCAGGGAAGCACUAUGGCGUGUACAGCUGCGAAGGCUGCAAAGGCUUCUUCAAAAGAACUAUCCGGAAGGACCUCACGUACACGUGUCGAGACAGCAAGGAGUGCCUGAUUGACAAACGACAGAGGAACCGCUGCCAGUACUGUCGUUAUCAGAAGUGCCUAGCCAUGGGCAUGAAGAGAGAAGCGGUGCAGGAGGAGAGGCAGCGGGGGAAGGAGCGCGGGGAGAACGAAGUGGAGUCCACCAGCAGCUUCAACGAGGACAUGCCCGUGGACAAGAUCCUGGACGCGGAGCUGGCCGUGGAGCCCAAGACGGAGUCGUACGCGGAGGGGAGCCCCGGUAACUCUACCAACGACCCGGUGACCAACAUCUGCCAGGCAGCAGACAAGCAGCUGUUCACCCUGGUGGAGUGGGCCAAAAGGAUCCCCCACUUCUCAGAGCUGCCCCUGGACGACCAGGUCAUCCUACUACGAGCAGGUUGGAACGAGCUGCUCAUCGCCUCCUUCUCCCACCGCUCGGUCACCGUGAAAGACGGGAUCUUAUUGGCCACGGGGCUCCACGUCCACAGAAGCAGCGCCCACAGCGCCGGCGUCGGCUCCAUCUUUGACAGGGUUCUGACGGAGCUGGUAUCCAAGAUGAAGGACAUGCAGAUGGACAAGACUGAGCUGGGCUGUCUGCGGGCCAUCGUCCUGUUUAACCCUGAUGCCAAGGGCUUGUCCAACCCCACAGAGGUAGAGGGACUGAGGGAGAAGGUCUACGCCUCACUAGAAUCAUACACCAAACAGAAGUACCCCGACCAGCCCGGCAGGUUUGCCAAACUGCUGCUCCGCCUCCCUGCGCUACGCUCCAUAGGGCUCAAAUGUCUGGAGCACCUGUUCUUCUUCAAGCUGAUCGGAGACACGCCCAUAGAUACCUUCCUCAUGGAGAUGCUUGAAGCGCCACACCAGAUCACAUGACACGAGUCCCCCUGUCCCUGUAUAUACCCCCACAAUGUAAUUGAUAUAAAGAUGAAACUUGAUUCAAGUUGUAAAACGAACACAUAUUUUGUACCAAGCACAAAUUAUUAUUAAUGUCAAAAUUUGUAUUUUUGGGGGGUCGGUUUGGUUCUAAGGGAGGGGGGUGGGUAGGUUUAAAAGAAGUACACUGUUAAAAUGAAUUCUAAUAGAAUUAACAGAUGUUUUUUUGUAAAUAGAUAAUUUCAGGUGUCCAUAAAAGCAAGCCAAUGCAAUAUGAAAAAAAUAUUUUAUUCAAAGAUUAAUUGUAUAAAACGGAAACCAUCCCUACAUUUCUAAAAUGCAUUUUAGAAUUUUGCCAGAAUAAAAUUAUUUAAAAUGCA